AGCCUGUAAAAAGACUAUGCGGAUCAGUGCAUGUGUUUCGGGCUGUACGUUUGAUAAGAUAUCACACUAUUUUAUCCCCAAAUUAAGACAUUUCAGCUCAUCCCAUUUCAGCAAAUUGUCAUCUGACACCAAACUUACAAUGGGACGGAAAAGGAGACGCAACAGAAUGCAGAAUAACAAAGAGGGAGGCGAUGGAGGAGGCAGUGGUGGAAAAUGGCGUGGUCCUAACAGUGGAAAGGCUGGACUUGGAUAUUCAAAUGUUGUCAUGGAUAACCCUGCCUUUGAGAAUUAUUAUAAGGAGCAGAAUCUUGUCCCUGAGGGAGAGUGGGAUCAGUUCAUGGCUUCCCUCAAGAUACAUCUCCCUGCAACGUUCAGGAUCACAGGAUUCAGAGGUCAAGCCAACCAAGUAUUGAGAUACCUGAAGGGAGAGUGCUUUAAUGAACUGCUCAAGUCUAAUGCAGAAGAGGCUAUUGAAACCAAACCAACAGCGAUACCAUGGUAUCCUGAUGAACUGGCUUGGCAGCUCAAUCUCAGCAGGAAAAACAUCAGAAAAAUGCCAACACUGGAAAAACUUCAUCUCUUUCUCAUCUCAGAAACUGAGAGUGGUAACAUCAGUCGUCAAGAGAUCGUGAGCAUGAUCCCUCCUCUCUUACUCCAAGUCAAACCCCAUCACAAAGUCCUAGACAUGUGCGCUGCUCCCGGGUCUAAGACGGCUCAGCUCAUUGAAAUGCUUCACGCUGAAGAGACUAUGGGUUGGCCAGAGGGUUUUGUGAUCGGCAAUGACAGUGACAACAAGCGUUGUUAUAUCAUGGUUCACCAAGCUAAGAGACUCAACAGCCCAUGCUGCAUGGUCGUUAACCAUGAUGCAUCAGUGUUUCCACGGUUACAGGUUCCAGGACCAAAUGGAGGCAUGACCAACGUCGAGUAUGAUAGGAUACUCUGUGAUGUUCCAUGUGGGGGAGAUGGUACAAUGAGGAAGAACUAUGCCAUUUGGAAGAGAUGGACGCCUCUGAGUGGAUUCAACCUUCAUCCGCUCCAGCGAAGGAUACUUCUUCGAGGGAUAGAGCUUCUAGCAGUUGGUGGACGAUUGGUUUACUCAACCUGCUCCUUUAAUCCCGUCGAGAAUGAAGCCGUUAUUGCUGGUGUCUUGAAGCAAUGUGAAGGAGCUGUGGAGUUAGUUGAUGUAUCUGAUGAACUGCCUGGAUUGAAACGUAUCCCAGGAAAAACAACUUGGAAGGUGAUAGAUGACAAGGGUCAGAUCUUCACAUCAUUAGAGGAGGUCCAAGAGAGAGAAGAUCGGGAGAAAAGAAGAAGAUACAAACCUUCGUUCUUUCCUCCAUCUGAAGAGGAAGCAAAGGAUAUGAAUUUAACCAGAUGUGUUCGCAUCCUACCCCAUCAUCAAGACACAGGAGGCUUUUUUGUUGCUGUUCUUCAGAAGACACGACCACUACCUUGGAUGAAACAAGACAAAACCAAUGACAAAGAAACCUCACAAGAUGAUAUCUCUUUAGAACAAUCUUCUGAAGCAUUGGAUACCAGUGAGGAUAUGUCGUCUGCCGCAGGGGAGACAAAUGAAUCGGAUGUGUCGUCUGCUGCAGGGGAGACAAAUGAAUCGGAUGUGUCGUCUGCUGUUACAGAUGAACCAACAGUGUCCUCAACUAACGACACAAGCCAGGAGAGUACAGAAACUGACAAAUCUGAGAAACCAAAGGAAGCCAGUGGUUCUCAAAUGGGACCUCCAUCCAAGAGGGCAAGGUUUACAAUCUUCAGGGAAGAUCCUUUUGUCUUCUUCAAGGAGGGAGAAGAUGUCUGGCCACCCAUCAAACAUUUCUAUGAUAUGGAAGACUCAUUCCCCAUCACUCAGCUCCUGACCCGGUGUUAUGUGGGCAAGAAACGUAACAUCUACCUCACCAACAAGCUCAUCAAAGGCAUCUUAGAACAUAAUGACAAAAGGCUCAAGGUGAUCAAUUCUGGAGUGCGUGUGUUGGCUAGGAGUGAUGCUCAUGAUGUAGCAUGUGAUUUCAGGUUAUCACAAGAGGGCAUCAACGUGAUAUAUCCUUACAUUAGAGAUAGGAAGGUAACCAUUACAAGGGAAGAUGUGAUCACACUCUUUUCAGAGGAAGCACCCUUCACCAAGAACUUUUCAGAAGGCAUAAGGGAUACGCUGGAAAACACACCUAUGGGAGCAAUGAUUCUAACCUACUAUCCUAAGACAAAGAGUGGAGAGGAGCCGGACUCGCCAAUCAUCCUCGUAGCCUGGAGGGGGAAGACGUCCCUGCGCUCCUACGUUGCCAAGAACGACCGGCAGCACAUCCUACGGAUGGUGGGAGGACCGGUUGAGGCUUACAAGAAACCAUCCCCACCAGUCAGGACUAACGCAGAAGCAGACACCUCCAAUGCCUCUGAAAGGACUGAAGGAAUACCAGAGGACGGAGGUGGGGAUGGUGGUGAUGCGGUCAUGGAGGACGAUGGAGGGAAUGAGGAACAGGGUGAAGAUGCUACGAUGGAAGAUGAUGAUGAUAAGAAGAAAGAGGAAGAGGAGAAGAUUGGAACAGAGUGAUGGAAUAUGAUGUCAGAGGACACAGGUUGUAUAGCUGGAUGAUGGAAGGAAUGAAGAACAAGAUGAAGAUGCUACAAUAGGUUUGGAUGUGGAUGAAAACUAAAAGGAAGAGAAGGAAAUGGAAAUGAGUAGGGGAGUACCAAAUCCAACAGGGCUGCAAGAUAAUUAAGACAAACAGUGAAGAUGACAAGAUGGACAUUUACGUGAAUGGAUAUUGGGAAAUACAUAAAUAUGAGUUGGUGGAUGGAAGCGAGUUUCAAAAAACGAUCAAGACAUUUGAGAGAGCAAUUUAGAAAGGAACAGAUCAUAUAAGAACAUUUUAGAUGAGAUAUAAUUUGGAGACUGGGAUGGAUCAUGGAAGAAUGAAUAGAGAAAAAUGUGGGUCAUGGUCUCAUCGAAAAUAUUAAAUGCUAGAUUUCUGUUUUAUCAGCCAAUCAAAUUCCUUGUUUUUAGUUGCUUUUACAUUAUACAUAAUUUGUAAUAAAUCACAUUUUAGAGCCUCGUUCCGAUUUGGUAAGACAAAACUCAGCAAUAUUUGUUUUAGCGUAUAUUGAAAGACACAUCGCCUUAUGCUCAUCAGCGCGCUCACUGCACACUUCAAGACCCAAAAUUUUAUGAAGUUGCAUGGACAAACUUGUGACAUCACAAUGAUUUCAUUAUGAUGGCAUGAGACAUAUUGACAUCAAAAGAAAUUUAUUGUGUUGACAUGAGAUAUGUUGACAUUGUAAAAAAAAUUAUUAUAAUGUCACUAGUUUGUUCACAAAACCUGCGCAACUUUUGAGGAAUCUGAUUGGACAACAGCUUUUUGUUACCCUUUUGCAAAAAUAAAUGUUCUAAAGGCAGAUUUUUUAUUUUUAGUUUUUGUUUAUGUAUUUAUUCAUUAUUUUUGGGGGGAAGGGACUGGUCAGUCAAUGAGGUGAGUGCACAGAAUGUUUUGCUGAACUUUCUCACACAGUUUAAAUCAGGCUCAAUCAAACAGGUCCAUGUGAUGAAAUCUGAAUCCCUAAGAAAUUGAAUCAUCAAGAGUUUAAGGUUCAAAGACUGGUACAAUGAGGAAUUCCAAUGCAUACCAAAGUAAACAAUCUCAGUAUGGUCAGGGGCCUUGUUUCAUUUCACUUGUUAUGAAUACUUGACAUCUGUGGGAAAUCUGAUAUUUUGUGCAUUUGUUCAUCUUUCGUACCAAUAAAGCAAUUACAAUUCUUUUA
Molecule: messenger RNA, 3765 nt
Organism: Lytechinus variegatus (green sea urchin)
Lineage: Eukaryota; Metazoa; Echinodermata; Echinoidea; Temnopleuroida; Toxopneustidae
Gene: nsun2
Product: RNA cytosine-C(5)-methyltransferase NSUN2-like
Exons: 19
Coding region: 17-2560 (847 amino acids)
Biological process (GO): tRNA methylation
Cellular component (GO): cytoplasm; nucleus
Molecular function (GO): tRNA (cytidine-N5)-methyltransferase activity; tRNA binding
Source: RefSeq, a predicted model, not a curated record